GGUUCGCGCACGCAGCCCCAGGGCCGCGCAUUGUGAUCAUCGUGAACGCGCACGGCUCUUAAACAGACAGUUUGACGUGCCUUCUUCUCAGAGUCGAGUGCGAGCCCAUCUGCAGCGUUUCCUCAUUUUCACUGCAACGGGAAAAAAGGGUUGAAAAGGUUCACCAUGGGAAACCAAUUCAGCAGAAAACGAGACGAGCCUGUUCCUAAGCAGGAGGCUGCAGCAGGGGAGCCGGCCGCUGUUCAGGCAGCAGAAGAGGCUGCGAUACCGUGCACCCAAGAGGCCGUGGAGCCGAAGAAUCUAGAGGCGGUGGUGGGCGAGUGUGUGACACAGCUGGCGUGUCAAGGGGUAGAGGCUAUUGCUGUCCACGCUGGGCUUAAAGAUGCUGAACCAGAGCCUGUCAAAGAGGAAACCCCAGCUCCAGCCCAACCCAACCUUCUGGACUCAAUCAGCGAACCAUCUCCUCCAGAACCGGUUGCAGCCCCAGAGCCGGUUGCAGCCCCAGAGCCGGUUGCAGCCCCAGAGCCGGUUGCAGCCCCAGAGCCGGUUGCAGCCCCAGAGCCGGUUGCAGAAGCUCUGAUUUCCCUAACUCCAGAACCUACUCUUCAAGAAGAGCCUCUCUCAAGUCCCGAGGUGGAAGUUGAAGCUGUCCUGGAGCCCACCUCAGAGUUAUUACCAGUCCCGGCUGAUGUUCUGGAGAAAGCCACAGACAUGGUUACUGAGUCCUACCCUGAGCUUGUCUCGCCACCUUUGUGUUACUUUGGUGGGCUCGAACCUGUCUAUGCUCCUCCUUGCCCAGCCCCCACCCCUCUCCCAGUCGAAGAAGACAUGCCCUCAGACAUCCCAGAGAGCGGGGAGUGCCUACACACUGCUGAGAUCUGCACGUUUGAGCUGGAAAAGUCUGAGUCCCUGGAAGAACCUGCGGAGUUGGAGGCCGCAGAGAAUCUGGAGCAGCUCGUGAGUCAUGUCGAAGAGGAAAACAUUAGUGGACUCCUGCAAAAGUUGGAUCUGAAAGAAAAUGACCUCAUCCCCAUCGAUGUCCUGAUCCCCGAUGACGCUCCCCUCACAGACGUCAACCUGUCUACCGAGCUGAUUUGAAUCCCAUGAGUAAAAGAAGUGAAUAGAUGUUUUUUUCUGUGAAACACUUUUUAACCUUUUUCUUGACUUCUGACUUCACAAAUACAAAGUUUCAUUGCUCAUGUGUGCAGCCUAAUAAAGGGAAACGGUUAAUUUUCUCUUUCAAAAUGAACCAAAUGUGCCAAGUGAACAUAGUGAUGUCUAAAGACUGAUUCAUUGAUGUUUUUGGAUACAUGUUUACUGCCAUAUAUUAUCUGUGGGUGAUAAGAACAGGAGCUCAAGCAGGACAGGGGAUAGGCGUUCAAUUAAGUUUCUUGAUGGACAACAGAGAUCUUCCUCUAUGCAAAAUUCCCAGUGCAAGAAUUUAAAUGUAUUUCUCAUAGGGACUUGAAGAAAGAGGUGCUGUUGCUUUAUAAAAACCUAAAAAUUAUAUAGUAGUGUAGUAAAUAAUCAUGUUUAUUGAGUGCAAAGGGAAAAGUAUGAGUUUUUUGAAGUGGAUAAACCAUUAAUUCAAAACGACAGGUAUAAGGGACAAAAGCAAUGCAACCAAAGAUGGAGACCAUUUAUGUAUCUGAUUAUAUACACGUUUUCAAUAAACAUUUUUGCUUAACACUUUUGUUUGGAUUUUGCAAUAUUCCUCCAACAGGGAUGAAAGUUGUAUUUUCAGGUAAUUUUUUUAGAAUUUAAUUCGUGCCUUGGUUGUGGAAAUAAAAAUAUUUCAAGUG
This is a messenger RNA of Pleuronectes platessa (European plaice), 1802 nucleotides long. RefSeq names its product nematocyst expressed protein 3-like. The record is from RefSeq and is a predicted model, not a curated record. The coding region runs from base 166 to 1098 and encodes 310 amino acids. Lineage: Eukaryota; Metazoa; Chordata; Actinopteri; Pleuronectiformes; Pleuronectidae. The transcript has 2 exons.